Molecule: messenger RNA, 2942 nt
Organism: Momordica charantia (bitter melon)
Lineage: Eukaryota; Viridiplantae; Streptophyta; Magnoliopsida; Cucurbitales; Cucurbitaceae
Product: eukaryotic translation initiation factor
Cellular component (GO): eukaryotic translation initiation factor 4F complex
Molecular function (GO): translation initiation factor activity; protein binding; mRNA binding
Source: RefSeq, a predicted model, not a curated record
GAGCUCGCGUUUCUCCUCACUCACCCCAUUCUCUCUUUGCAGCUGCGAAGAGAAUACAGAGACGCAGGUAGAGAUAGAAUCCUACUCUGUCUCUAUCUGUCGAAAAUAAUCUCCAAAAGCCAACAUCCUCCAUAUCUCAAUCCUCUUUUUUCUCCGCUUCGAACGAUUCUCUAUCUCUCUCUCGUCCCCUCUUUCUCUCUCUCUCUCCUCAUCCAUCUCUGUGACGCGCAACAAAGAAUUGCAUCGGUGGAGUUAUGCAGGCAGAUCAGACGGCGAUAAGUUUGAGACCAGGUGGUGGCGGUGGCCUUCGUGGAACCAGAUUUGUUACCCCUCGCUUCGAUUCUUCCUCCGCCGAUUCCUCGUCGCUCCGUCCACAUGGCGGCGCUGUGCCAAUCUUCAAGACUGGAGAUCUACGGUUCGAAGGUCGUGAGAGAAUCCAAUACACUCGAGACCAGCUUCUGCAGAUUAGGGAGGUUGCAACAGUCCCGGAGGAUAUAUUGAAGGUCAAACUAGAAGUUGAGACUGAGAUUGUUGGGGAGGAUCAAACAUGGGCUCGUUCUGAAAGCAUUCCGCAAUCACAAUCUCAAAGCCGUUACUUUGAGCCUGACAAUCGAGACUGGCGUGGUCGAUCCGGACUGUUACCUGCCUCUGCAGAUGAAGGAUCUUGGGAGGCAGCUCGUGAGAAUAAGGAUUUUUCUGGACAAUCUGAAUCAAGGUUGCAAGGCUCAAAUAAUAGGUCUCAAGUUUCUGGUAACCAAGGGGUCGGUACUGCACCUGCCCUUAUCAAGGCUGAAGUUCCUUGGUCAGUUAGAAGAGGUAAUAUCUCAGAAAAGGAACGUGUUCUGAAGACGGUAAAAGGCAUACUUAAUAAAUUGACCCCAGAAAAGUUUGACGUCCUUAAGGGUCAACUGAUUGACUCUGGAAUUACAACCGCUGAUAUUUUAAAGGAUGUUAUAUCUCUUAUAUUUGAGAAGGCUGUGUUUGAACCCACAUUUUGCCCUAUGUAUGCACUUUUGUGCUCUGACCUUAACGAGAAACUUCCACCAUUUUCAUCUGACGUGCCUGGAGGGAAAGAUAUCACGUUCAAACGAGUCCUCUUGAAUAUUUGCCAAGAGGCAUUUGAAGGUGCUGAUAACCUGAGGGUAGAAAUCAGGCAGAUGGAUGAUCCUGAGCAUGAAAUGGAAAGAAGAGAUAAAGAAAGAAUGGUUAAGCUUCGUACUCUAGGAAACAUUCGCCUGAUAGGUGAGCUUUUAAAACAGAAGAUGGUGCCUGAAAAGAUUGUUCACCAUAUUGUCCUGGAGCUUUUGGGGUCUGAUAAUAAAGCAUGCCCUGCUGAGGAGAAUGUUGAGGCUAUUUGUCAGUUUUUUAACACAAUUGGUAAGCAGCUGGAUGAGAGCCCAAAAUCUCGGCGGGUCAAUGAUUUAUAUUUCAGCAGGUUGAAGGAGCUCACCGCAAACACCCAACUAGCACCAAGGUUAAGAUUUAUGGUUCGCGAUGUUCUUGAUUUACGGGCCAAUAACUGGGUUCCUAGGCGCGAAGAGGUGAAAGCAAAAACCAUCACUGAAAUUCAUUCAGAGGCCGAGAAGAAUCUAGGGCUUCGUCCGGGUUCGAUUGCUAUGAUGAGAAAUGGCCGUAAUGCUGCUGAGGCUCUUGGAGGAUUAAGUCCUGGUGGUUUUCCUGUUGCCCGACCCGGCUUUGGAGGUAUGAUGCCUGGAAUGCCUGGAGCCAGGAAAAUGCCUGGUAUGCCUGGAUUUGAUUCAGACAAUUGGGAGGUUUCAAGAUCCCGAGCAAUGCCGAGGGGCGAAAGCGGAGGUCCUACUCAGGCUUCUGCCCGUGUCCAGACACCAUUAAUCGGCAAAACACCUUCCAUCAAUUCAAAAUAUCUACCUCAGGGAAGUGGUGGUGUAAUAACGGGUAAAACAAGUGCCUUGUUGCAGGGUAGCGCUGCAUCUCCUGCCCGACCAAGUUCCACGCCUGGAACUCAGCCUGUAUCUCACAACCCUAGACCAGUUGCUCCGGUUGCAUCAGCCAUGCCCUCUCCCCAGAAGCCUGCAACUCCUGCUGUGGUGUCCAACUCUGCUGAUCUUCACAAGAAAACUGUUUCGCUACUUGAGGAGUACUUCAGCGUACGGAUUCUCGAUGAAGCUCUACAGUGUGUAGAGGAGCUGAAAACCCCAGCUUAUCACCCUGAUGUCGUUAAGGAAGCCCUUACCAUUGCACUUGAAAAGAUUCCACCAUGCGUCGACCCAGUUGUUAAGCUUCUCGAGCACUUGCUGAACAAGAAUGUCUUGACUGCGAGGGAUAUAGGUUCCGGGUGCCUUCUGUAUGGGUCAAUGAUGGAUGAUAUCGGCAUCGAUCUACCCAAAGCACCAAACAAUUUUGGUGAGAUUCUAGGGAAGCUAGUUUCGAUCGGGGGUCUGGAUUUCGCCGUUGUGAAGGAGGUUCUUAAGAAGAUGGAAGAUAAUUUUUUCCAGAAAGCCAUUUUUGGUGGUGCUAUGAAGAGCCUCAACUCUAGCCCUUCUGGAGAAGGAAUUCUUGCGACUCAGAGGGUUGAGAUUCAGGCAUGUGAGAAUUUACUUGCGUGAAUUUAGUCAUGUGGGAUUUCGAUUUCCCAUUACGUUUUUGAUCAAAAAAUUUUCGUUCCAAGUUUUACGUUCUCAUCGCGAAAGACAAAUAACUGAUCAUUUAUAUUGAGUUGUAUAUCUUUUUUUUGGGGUCCUAUCAACUUUGUUUAGUAAUUAGGAGCAAAAGUUUCUUGCAUUUCUCUUGAUCGCCCAUCGAAAGUACUUUCGGGUGGCUGGAGAAUAACAGGAUUUCAUGAUGGUCCAGUUGUUACAUUAGAUUUUGAAUUUAUAUGAUGUAUCAAAAACAUUGCUUGUUGUACUUUAGCCCUUGUGUGGCCCCUCAGUUUUCCCCUCAAUAAUGUCUCUGCUUUUAUCUUA